AUUUAAAUGAGGAUUUUAUAACACCAUCUAAGAAUUUUGGUAUACAUUGGACAGCACAUAAAGAAGCAAUAACAAACUAUAUAAUUAAUGUCUGCUGUAAAAUUUCUGCUGAAAAAAAAAUAUUUUAUUCACGAAUAAUUAAAAACAAACUUGAACAAGUUACUGAAAUUUCUACUCACAAAACGGUCUUAAUGACAGAUUAUUUUGAUAAAUCUACUAUACCACCAGAAAAAGCUACUAAAUUAUAUACUUUCUAUAAUCUACCAUCAAGAUACGCAUUGUCAAAUAGCAUAAUUCAAAGUAAAUAUGCACGAAUAUUAGUAGAAAUGGUUGACCGAAUUGGAAAAAUGUGUGAUUUAACUCUUUCAUUUGAUGGGUGGACAGAUAUAUCUAGUAACUUUAUAUAUGCUUUUCUUUUGCAUAAAUUUGAAGAUACUAAUGAAAUUAUUAAUAUAAAAGAUUUUUCUAGUACCCGACAUACAGCUGAUAAUUUACUUAUUGCAGUAGAAAACUCAUUAAAAAAU
Racocetra persica is the source of this 524-nucleotide messenger RNA. NCBI's taxonomy places the organism in Eukaryota, Fungi, Glomeromycota, Glomeromycetes, Diversisporales, Gigasporaceae. The record is from the annotation of a GenBank genome assembly.